AUGGCACAGAUGUUGAUACAGGGUCCAGACCCGCGCCUGAAUCUGGCUGGCACCUUGAACUGCCAUCCCAGCGAUAAGGGAUACCAGGCUCAGGUCAGUUCCCCAGAAGAACAGAACACCAACCUGAAGCAAUGGGGCCAGACCUCAUUUGUCUGUGAGGGCACCUCUGAGGAAACAGAAGAAGAAAAGCGAGAGCAUCGAAGAUGUGUGCACUUUGCUUCCCGUGGACCUUCGGCAACCGGAAAAGGUGAGUGCGACGCCAUCCCACCCGUCGGGGAACGACCUGGUUACUAA
Colletotrichum orchidophilum is the source of this 294-nucleotide messenger RNA. RefSeq lists its product as uncharacterized. Bases 1 to 294 code for a protein of 97 amino acids. The transcript has 2 exons. NCBI's taxonomy places the organism in Eukaryota, Fungi, Ascomycota, Sordariomycetes, Glomerellales, Glomerellaceae. The record is from RefSeq and is a predicted model, not a curated record.